Molecule: messenger RNA, 592 nt
Organism: Saccoglossus kowalevskii
Lineage: Eukaryota; Metazoa; Hemichordata; Enteropneusta; Harrimaniidae
Product: putative protein FAM200B-like
Source: RefSeq, a predicted model, not a curated record
ACCCGCGGUUUAAUUGAGCUAUUGGAAGCCUCUGGUGUGGAUGAACUAAAAUAUUUUGAGCACAGGAGUAGACGUUCAGUUAGGGAGAUACUUAUCACCAUUGAAGAAACUAUAAGGGAACUGAUUUUGGAUAGGCUUCAGAAUGUUAAUGCAUUUGGAUUGCUUGCAGAUGAAUCAACCGAUGUAGCAGUAAUGGAACAAAUGAUUAUAUUUGUUAAAUACUUUGGAGAACUUUGUGAAGCAAAAACUGAUUUCUUGGCUAUGACUACUAUUUUUAAAUCUGAUGGUGCAAAUGCUGAAGUUUUGACAAAUAAAAUAGUUCACGUUCUAGAAGAAUGCAGCUUAUUGAUAUUAAAUUUGAAGUCAUUUGUUAGUGAUGGUGCUGCAGUUAUGACUGGCAAGCAAAAUGGGGUGGCUGCAAGAUUACGUAGGCUGAAUAAAUUAAUUCUCAGUUUUCAUUGUAUCUGUCACAAACUUGCCUUGGCUUGUGUAGACACUGAAAAGGAGAUAGGAUACAUUAAAGAAGUUGCAACUACUCUGACUCAGGCAUGGAAGUUUUUUGAAAAUUCUCCAAAGAGAACUAAUAUUCAAA